AAGCCGAAGCACCACCACCAACGUCUUCUGCUGCUGCAAACUCUUUUGUAAAAUUUGGGUAAUCGACUCGUCCUCUCUAAAAUUUCCCCAAAUUUUAACCCGCGAAAAUUUAGGGUUUCUCUCUCACUCUCUCACUCACCGAUUGGUCUCUUUCUCUCCUCUCGUCGACGUCGUAUUGAGGAUGGAUGUGGCGAUUAGUGAUGUACCGGAGAAUCUUGAAUCUGUUGAAGAAAAGAGAGAUGAAGAAAAUGUGGAAGAAUCGCCGGUGAAGAAGAAGCCACGUUUUGAUGAAGAAGUGAAUAGAGUGGCGGAGAUUGUAUUGGUGUUAUCGGCAUUGCGAAAGAUUCGAGGUGGGAAAACUCCGACGGAAUUGGAGAUUGAGCUUAUGGUGGAAGCUAAAUCGAAAUUGGUUGACAUGUGUCAAGAGUUUACUCCCAAAGAUAUUAUUGGUAUUGAUGCUAUUGGAGCUGUGAUUGAAGAUCUGGGUUUGAAUGGUAAGCUUAAAGAUCAGAGAUUAGGGUUUCGAGCUCCUAAAUUAACCAUCUCUGAGAAGCUAUCUCUUGGCAAGAGAAAGAUGGAAGAAUUGAAAAAAGCCCCAAUAGUAUCCACUACCUAUACAUCUCCAGGUCAUUCAACUCCAGCAGCAAGUAAUGUGUCUAUGGCGCAUCAGUGGCCUAAUAGCGAUAUGAAGGCAUCCACUAGUUCUGUUAAUGCAUCUGGAAGGGAAGCAUCAGGAAUAACACAAGCUAGAAUGGAGAGACCGCAGUUUAAGUCAGAUAUGCAUACCGGUACUUCUCAGGGACCAGCAGUUCCUGCCGGAAAUUACUUUGGGAAUACUACAUCUUGGUCUGCCCAACCUCAUUCCAGUUCCUCCACCAUAUCAUUUGGUACUGCAUCAGAUAGCAAGGUUCCUGUUCAGGGUUCUUCCAGAAUCUCAGAUCCGAGCUUUAGACCAUUUAUGUCUCAAACUCCACCAGGUCCAUUCCCAGGCAUGAAAGGGGUGACUUAUGGUCAAACUUCUUCAUCUUUUGGAAACAACCACCAUGCUGAAAUUGCUAAGUUAAUCCAUAAAGUUCUGCAACCGCAGGCUAAACAAAAUCUCUUGUGGAACCCACCUUCCAGAGAAUACAUGAGUAAAGCAAUGACAUGCCAAAUGUGUCAAGGAACUAUCAAUGAAGUAGAAACGGUGCUAAUCUGUGAUGCUUGUGAAAAAGGAUAUCACUUGAAAUGUCUACAAGCUCACAAUAUAAAAGGUGUUCCGAAAUCUGAAUGGCAUUGCUCAAGAUGUGUGCAAUUAUACAAUGGCAAGUCUUUUCCUCCUAAAUACGGCCGUGUCAUGAGAAGCGCCACUACAGCAAAAAUGUCUUCUAGUACAGCCGAAGUUCAGUUACCCACAGAGAAGAGGGUUGGUAAAAUGGAUCAAAAGGUUAGUCAAGAGGCAAUGCCACAUCUCGAGACAGCAAAACCAACUAAGGAUUCAGCUAUGGAACAAACAGUUGAAGAUGCAGCUAUGGAACAAACAGUUGAAGAUGCAGCUAUGAAUCCAAUAGUUGAAGCUGAAGGUGAAGCUAUGAAUCCAACAGUUGAAGCUGAAGAUGGAGCUAUGAAUCCAAUAGUUGAAAAAGCUAUGAGCCAAAUAGUUGAAGCUGAAGAUGCAGCUAUUAAUCAAGCAGUUGAUGCUAACUUAAAAACACAAUUUCCUAUAGCAAACGAUGAUGCUGAGUGUGAUGAUCCUUCAGAACCAGUAUCUCAGUCAGAGACUCUUAAUCUGCCAGAACCAGAGAAAAAAGAAGUUCUGAGCAAAAAUCCUACUGAGAGAUGUGUUUCCGCAAAUAGUCAAGAUAAAAACUCAAAGAUCAUAGCUGAAUCACCAUUACAAGAGGAGAAUUCAGCUUCUCAGACUGAGAACUCACCAACCCAGCUUCCUUUGCAAUCCAACACAGAUCAUUCCCAACCGCAGAACAUGACACCAAAUGUGGAAGAGGCUAUACAGAAAAAUGUCACAGAAAAUCCAGAGGAAGACAAAAGCUUUUAAAUGUUUCAGACAAAACUUGCAGGAAUCAGAAUUCACUCUGUCCACGGCAGUCAGUACUCGCACUCUAUUUGGUCCUCAAGUAUAUAUAAAGUAAGUGAUGAUGUAUUUGAUAUAACCUUUUUGGGGUAGGUUGAAUUACUAAAUGUUUUAUUCUAUGAAGUGCGUGUGGCCGUUCAAUUUUCUGAGCAUAAGUAGUGACGGAUUUAGUUUAAGCUUAGUAGUUUAGCUUGAACCUUUUUUAAGACACUUUGUGAAAUAUUUCCUUAAUUCACUGUAACCUUAUAAAUUCCUACA
This is a messenger RNA of Arabidopsis lyrata subsp. lyrata, 2329 nucleotides long. Its product is annotated as PHD finger protein At3g20280. Lineage: Eukaryota; Viridiplantae; Streptophyta; Magnoliopsida; Brassicales; Brassicaceae. The record is from RefSeq and is a predicted model, not a curated record. The transcript has 5 exons. The coding region runs from base 182 to 2035 and encodes 617 amino acids.